Molecule: messenger RNA, 1701 nt
Organism: Pectinophora gossypiella (pink bollworm)
Lineage: Eukaryota; Metazoa; Arthropoda; Insecta; Lepidoptera; Gelechiidae
Gene: CLIP11
Product: phenoloxidase-activating factor 2-like
Exons: 10
Coding region: 203-1555 (450 amino acids)
Biological process (GO): proteolysis
Molecular function (GO): serine-type endopeptidase activity
Source: RefSeq, a predicted model, not a curated record
ACACUACAUAGACAGUCGACCAACAGACGCCGGACGCGCGUUACCUUGUCAUACAAGGAAAAUAAUUUAAAAAAACAAACAUUAAAACAAGUUUGUGUCUUCAAAAACCUUGCGGAACGACAUAACAAAGUGUGAAAUGAAAUAGAAUUCGACCAAAGAGAUUAUAUUCGCUUUUUAGUUUUCGAAGCUUCUUAUUUUGAAGAUGUACAAAAUACUCCCACUCCUUGCGCUGCUGGCGGCGUGUCUGGCUCAGCAGCAGAAUAACGGCGACCUGGAGUCCGUCAUCAACCAGAUCUUCGGCCCCCCACCCAGCGGCGGAGGGCAAACUCCCCCCAACACCAACACCAACCAGAAUACUGGGGGUGUUACUAAUAACAACUCUGGGGGGAAAGGACCGUCUACUAUUGUUCCACCUGGGAUCAAUGAUGUAACAAACGACACGUCUUGCACGACGGAGAACAACGAGGCGGGCGAGUGCGUCAAGUACUACCUGUGCAGCGCCAACAACAACACCGUCAUCACCGACGGAGUCGGGCUCAUUGACAUACGUGUCCGCGACGGCCCCUGCCCUUCUUACCUGGACACCUGCUGCCUGACCCCCGACCGCCUCCCGGACAACGGAGGGAUCACCCCCAGACCACCCACACCUGACAACAAUAAUAACAAUAACCAGCAACGCCAAGGCUGCGGCUGGCGCAACCCUGAGGGGGCAGGCCUGAAGACGACUGGAGACGUCAAUGGAGAGGCCAAAUUCGGAGAGUUCCCCUGGACGGUCGCUAUACUCAAUUCGGAGUUGGACCAGGAUUUCGUCAGGAUCGAGCCGGUAAACGAGAACGACCCUGACGGCCAGAAGCUGAACGUCUACGUCGGCGGAGGAUCCUUGAUACAUCCUCAAGUAGUCCUCACGGCGGCACACUAUGUGGCAGCCGCCAGGGAACUGAGGGUCCGUGCUGGGGAGUGGGACACUCAGACCACCAAGGAGAUAUACCCUUACCAGGACAGGGACGUGGCCAAGAUUGAGGUCCAUAAAGACUUUAAUAAGGGCAACCUGUUCUACGACAUCGCGCUAUUGUUCCUGUCGGCACCUAUGGACCUGGCCCCUAAUGUGGGAGUGGUCUGCCUGCCUCCUCCCCGGGAGAGAGUGCCUGGAGGCACUCGCUGCUUCGCGUCAGGCUGGGGCAAGGACAAGUUUGGCAAGGAGGGCCGCUACCAAGUCAUUUUGAAGAAGGUGGAGAUCCCAGUUGUGGAGCGUCGCGCGUGCCAGGAGUCGCUGCGCAAGACCAGGCUGGGUCGCUUCUUCGAGCUGCACUCAUCGUUCAUGUGCGCAGGCGGCGAGCCUGGCAAGGACACUUGCAAGGGCGACGGCGGCUCGCCACUUGUGUGUCCUAUCGAGUUCGAAAAGGACCGUUACAUGCAAAGUGGAAUCGUCGCUUGGGGCAUCGGAUGCGGCGAAGACGGCACCCCAGGCGUUUACGUCGACGUAUCCAACCUCCGCAACUGGAUCGACGAUAAAGUGAAAGGACAAGGAUACCCCAUCAAUGGUUACGUAAACUAAUAAAACCUUAACACGUUUGACAGGUCGUCUGUAAGAUAUCCAUUGCCAUUUUUCGUCCAAUUUAAAAAGUAAAAACCGCAUGACAUUAUUAAGCUGCAAAGCUAUUCUAUUGAGGAUUUAAAUAAACUUUUUUACUGUGUUUUUCA